This is a messenger RNA of Aspergillus wentii DTO 134E9, 819 nucleotides long. Its product is annotated as putative allergen. Gene Ontology annotation, molecular function: IgE binding. Lineage: Eukaryota; Fungi; Ascomycota; Eurotiomycetes; Eurotiales; Aspergillaceae. The record is from RefSeq and is a predicted model, not a curated record. The transcript has a single exon. Gene Ontology annotation, cellular component: extracellular region. Bases 1 to 819 code for a protein of 272 amino acids.
AUGUACUUCUCCAAGUCCCUCAUGCUGCUGGCAGCCCUCACCACGGGAUCCAUUGCCCGCCCUCAAGGCCAGGAGCGUCGUGACCUUAGCUCCGACGCUACCCCCAGUGCCACUGCCACUCCCUCAUCUUCGUCUUCCUCCUCUGGCGGCAACUCGGCCUGGACCGCGACUCCCGCCAGCGGCUCCUACUCGACCUCUGGCUUCGGCAGCAGCACCGCCAACAGCGGCGACAGCAGCUCCGUCACCUACCAAGGCAACGUCGGCAACCCCUGGGGCAGCAACAUCAUCGAGGUCUCCAGCUCCGACGCUUCCAACUACAAGCACGUCAUGCAGCUCAAGGGCAGCAACACCGACUCCUGGACGGUCGUCUUCUGGAACAAGUACGGCCCCUCCGGCAAGAUGGACGGCUGGUACGGCCACUCCGCCCUUCAAUUCACCCUCAGCGCCGGCGAGACCAAGUACGUCGCCUUUGACGACGACUCGCAGGGUGGCUUUGGCGCAUCCUCGGGAGGCAGCCUCCCCACCGACUCCAGCGGCGGAUACUCGUGCACCUGGGGUGAAUUCGAUUUCUCGAGCAACGGCAACUCGGGAUGGUCUGGGUUCGACGUUUCCGCGAUCAUGGCUCAGAGAGCCGGUGAUACCGUGCAGGGAAUGAAGAUGUGCGAUGCGCUGAGCGGUACUUGCUCGAGCAUCACCACCAACGCGGGCUCCGUUGACAAUGCGUACACCACCGCCGAGACGGAUGUUGGUGGCAUCGGUGGAAACAUUUCCGGUGACGGUGCGGUUCGCCUGGCGGUUGAGAUUGACUACAGCGGUUAG